AUGACGUGGAAAACAAGAGGUAACGGUAAUGAUUGUGGGAUUUUUUUGAUGCGUCAUAUAGAAACUUAUAAGGGAGGUCUUUUAGCUCAAUGGACAUGUGGUUUUAAAAUGGAAAGUGCUGAGCAGGUUUGUCAACUUAGAAAGCUUCGAAGAAGAUAUUGUUUGAAAAUUCUAUUGAGUGAAGUGAAUAUAAUGAAACAUGAAGUUGAGCAACUUAUUGAUGAGUAUCAAAAUCUUUGUGCAAAUGAUAGGCGUGUAUUGUAUCAUGAAGAUAUUAUCAAUAUAGGAGCUUGGCUAGCUGCAUUUGGUCCAUGA
This is a messenger RNA of Lactuca virosa, 315 nucleotides long. The record is from the annotation of a GenBank genome assembly. NCBI's taxonomy places the organism in Eukaryota, Viridiplantae, Streptophyta, Magnoliopsida, Asterales, Asteraceae.